Messenger RNA from Olea europaea var. sylvestris, 1783 nucleotides. Its product is annotated as protein IQ-DOMAIN 14-like. The transcript has 4 exons. The record is from RefSeq and is a predicted model, not a curated record. The coding region runs from base 249 to 1598 and encodes 449 amino acids. Gene Ontology annotation, molecular function: protein binding. Lineage: Eukaryota; Viridiplantae; Streptophyta; Magnoliopsida; Lamiales; Oleaceae.
AUAAGUGAUAAUCCCAACUUAAUUUACACUACCACUCAGCUUACAUAACUUAAAAGUUUCACCGACUUUUGAUAGAGAAUGUCUUGAACCCUUACUAAUAGCCCAAUUAUAAGUAAUUAUUUUACUCAAUAUUACCCAAACGCGUCUCUCUGUCACUUGCUUUCUAUAUAGCCCGUCAGCAUUCUCUCUGCAAUCCAGCUUCGAAGACUACCGUCAACCCUCUUUCAACAGUAAACUCGAAACAACAAAUGGGCAGAGCAUACAGAUGGUUUCGAGGUCUAAUAGGAUUCAAUAAACCCGACCCGGACGACAAACCACCCAAGAAGAAAUGGACCCUCGUCAGAUCGUACAAAGACAAAGAUCACUCUUUGAUGCUCACACCGGAAAAAUCCCAACAUGGCGUCGUUCCGUUGCAUCCCAGUGGCGAAACUGAAGGUGACGCCGGCAAUCACGCCAUUACUAUGGCGGAGGCCACUGCUGCUGUGGCGGAGGCUGCCGUUGCUGCUGCUCAGGCAGCCGCCGCAGUAGUCAGGCUUACCAGCAGUGGUAGAACUACUGAUUCUGCAGUCAAUGGAUGUGUGGACAUGUCGGCGCGUGUUAGCCAAAUGGCAGCCGGUUAUGGCUGCCGUGAGGACUUGGCCGCCGUUAUGAUCCAGUCCCAUUUCCGAGCCUAUCUGUCGAGAAAAGCUUUACGUGCACUGAGAGCACUAGUCAAGCUUCAAGCACUGGCAAGAGGACACCUUGUGAGGAAACGCACUGCAGAUAUUCUGCGACGAAUGCAGGCAUUGUUAAGAGCACAAGCAAGAGCUCGUAUAGGCCGGGCCAUGAUUUCUAAAUCUCCACUUUCAAGCAUGAAGUCCCCUCAAACCAAUCAUCCAGGACCUGCAACUCCUGAGAAAUUUGAACAUGUUAUUCGAGCUAGGAAUAUGAAGAACGAACAGUCGUUGAUACUCAAGAGGAAUGAUCUGAACUCGAAUGGCAAGGUCCUCAUCAAUCAAGGAUAUUCUACGAGAACUGGUCGACAUGAUGAUGAAAGGAGCAACAAGACACUUGUAGACAACGAGAAGCCAUAUAUAACGCCCAAAUGUAGAAACCUCUUUCAUUCAUCUCAUCUUAGCAUUGGGUCGGACCAAAUCUGUCAUAGCUUUUCUACUUCGAAGGACUCCAUAUCCCAUCUAAAUCCAUCUUACAGUGAAGGUCAAUCCCCUCUGAAGUUUUCGCUUGAUGUUGAUGAAACCUCAAUGGACGCAGCUGACAACGGAGGACCAUUUACACCUACUAAGAGUGAUGGAUCGAGAAGCUGUCUAAGUGGUUACUCAGAUCUUCCUAACUACAUGGCUUACACAGAAUCGUCAAAAGUUAAGGUAAGAUCUCUGAGUGCUCCAAAACAAAGGCCUCAAUACGAGAGAUCAAGCUCGACUAGAAGAUGCUCAAUGCAUGGGUAUGAUGAACCAAGAACAAAUAUUCAGAGGGUUUCUGCAUUGCAUACAAACUUCACAAGCAAAGCUUAUCCGGGGUCUGGUCGUUUGGACAGACUUGGAAUGCCUGCUAGAGGAGAUUUCCAGGGUUUCAAUGGAGAUCAUUGGAACAGAUAUUAGAACAUAACCUGAUUCUUGUGUUUUCUGCUUUGUUAUUAACAAACCAUACGCUUACAAAUAUGGCUAGGUAGUGUGUCUAAUUCCUAAAAGGCAAUAACUGUUUGUUUCACUUUCACCCGUUUAAGAAUGUUGUAAUGCUGUUCACGUUAUUCCAUUUACCUGCCAUUCUGCAUUUCUUGUUUCAA